This is a messenger RNA of Phoenix dactylifera (date palm), 2159 nucleotides long. RefSeq names its product galactoside 2-alpha-L-fucosyltransferase-like. Gene Ontology annotation, biological process: xyloglucan biosynthetic process; cell wall biogenesis. The record is from RefSeq and is a predicted model, not a curated record. Gene Ontology annotation, cellular component: Golgi apparatus; membrane. Gene Ontology annotation, molecular function: galactoside 2-alpha-L-fucosyltransferase activity. NCBI's taxonomy places the organism in Eukaryota, Viridiplantae, Streptophyta, Magnoliopsida, Arecales, Arecaceae.
UCGCUACCCCAGAUCAGACAUCACUUUCGUCCUCUCAGACUUCCGUUGGCAAAUCUUUUAUCAAAAUCCAUGCCCGGGUCCUCUGAAGAGGACUGGUGAUGGACAUGAAGCGGAUCCGGAGGCCGCAGCCGUCGCCGGCCGGCGCCCCCGACCCGGAGAGCAACGAGCCUUCUCGACCCGGCCCGGAGAAGAGGCCGGCCUCGGGUUUCCUCCGGCCCGCCGUGGUCCUGCUCGCCUGCUUGGUGCUCCUGCUGGUCAUCUCCAGCGCCCACCGGAGCUCGUCGCUGGAUCGGCUUCACCGAGUCGGAGGAGUCCAAGAAAAGGGGGAAUUUGAAGUAAUAUCAAGAAAAGGUUCAGAAAAUGGAUCCUCUGCAUCCUUGAAGAUCCCAAAGGACAAACUUCUUGGUGGCCUGCUGGCUGCUGGAUUUGAUGAAGGAUCCUGUCUAAGUAGGUAUCAGUCUGUAUUGUAUCGUAAAGAAUCACCUCACAUGCCAUCUCCGUAUUUGUUGGAAAGGCUGCGAAAGCAUGAAGCUCUCCAAAAAAAAUGCGGCCCAAACACUGAACUGUACAACAAAGCUGUAGAACAGUUGAAGUCUGGCCAGAGCAUUGAGGCUACAGAAUGCAACUAUGUUGUAUGGAUAUCAUAUAGCGGGUUAGGGAACAGAAUAUUAACUCUUGCUUCAGCAUUUCUUUAUGCUCUCCUUACAAACAGGGUCUUACUCAUUGACAGAGGUGUUGACAUGGCUGACCUCUUUUGCGAACCAUUUCCUGAGACGUCCUGGCUUCUACCCUUGGAUUUUCCUGUUAACCAGUUUAACAGCUUUGAUAUUAAAGCUCCUCAGAGUUAUGGAAACAUGUUGGAAAAAAAGGUUAUUAGUAACAGUGUUGAUGCUGCUUCAACGGGAUCGCUACCUGCUUAUGUCUACCUCCACCUAGCCCAUGAUUAUGGUGACUUUGAUAAGCUUUUCUUCUGUGAAGAUGACCAACGAGUCCUUCAAAAGAUCCCUUGGCUGGUGCUGAGAUCAGAUAACUACUUUGUGCCAUCCCUCUUUCUGAUUCCAACAUAUGAAGAAGAACUUAGUCAGCUCUUCCCCGAGAAGGACACUGUUUUCCAUCACUUGGGACGUUAUCUUUUCCAUCCUACAAACCGUGUAUGGGGUUUGAUUACCAGGUAUUAUCAAUCUUAUCUAGCCAAGGCCGAAGAAAGGGUGGGUAUCCAGAUCAGAGUCUUCGAUACAGGUACUGGUCCAUUUCAGCAUGUGCUAGAUCAGAUCCUUGGAUGUUCUCUGAAGGAAAAGCUCUUGCCUGAUAUCAGUGCCCAAGAAUCUGUAGUUUCAACGUCAGAUGCAAGAUCAAAAGCAGUUGUUGUGACUUCUUUACACUCUGGAUAUUUUGAAAAAAUCAGAAACAUGUACUGGGAGCACCCGACUGUCACAGGCGAGAUUAUUGGUGUCUAUCAACCAAGCCAUGAAGAAUACCAACAGACAGAAAAGCAAAUGCACAACAUGAAAGCCUGGGCAGAGAUGUAUCUCUUGAGUUUGACCGACGUGUUGGUGACAAGCGCAUGGUCUACAUUUGGGUAUGUAGCUCAAGGUCUUGGUGGUUUAAAGCCAUGGAUUAUGUUCAAGCCUGAAAACCAGACAGCACCCGACCCUCCCUGCCGUAGAGUCAUGUCGAUGGAGCCUUGUUUUCAUGCCCCUCCAUUUUAUGAUUGCAAAGCUAAGAGAGGUGUCGACACAGGAGAACUAGUCCCACAUGUGAGGCAUUGUGAAGACAUGAGCUGGGGCCUCAAGCUGGUUGAUCAGGCUGAAUGGUAGCUUGGAGCAUGUCAUCAACUGGUAGCUGAGGCAUGCCUGCUACUUGCAUUCAGAUGGAAUAGUUCAUCGUUGUACACUAGAAGCAGGCAAGCUAGAUUGAUCAUGUACUAAUAAGUGUCUGGCCCAUAGUCAUAGAUUAGGGCUACGUGCAAAUGGCAUGUCUUGGAUAAUUGUCAACGGAAUUUUGUUGAAGGAAGAAGUCCUGCCAUUUUUGUUUUACUAGCAAGGUUGAGGGAGUGUUACAUUCUAUCAUCUUCUGAUGUUAAUUUAUGGGAAUAAUUUAUGUGAACUGCUUAAUAGUCCAUCAAUUUAGCUUAAUGAUUCAAAGUCCUUUUUGCUGCA